AUGGACGCGCUGGUGGCUGCCAAGAUGGAGGAGACGCAGCGCGCGUACGCCGUCGUGGCACAGCAGCUGCGUGACGCCAGCCAAGUGGCGGAGCUGUUCGUGAUGGAGGACACUCAGCUGGAGCUGCUGGCAGUGGAGACGCGCACGCAGUUGGCGAGGGUGCAGGAAGAGGUGAGGCGCGAGAUGCAGCGCGCGCUGCAGGAGGUGGACGCGCGUCGCCGCGCGGCGGUGGGGAACGUGACGGCGUGGCGGGAGACGGUGGAGGCGCUCAGGGCGGCCACGCGCGCGAAGCGGCAGGCGCUGAAGGAGAAGCAGCUGGAGAAGGAGAUUGAAGAGGAGAAGGAGGUGGAGAAGAAGGCGCAGCGAGAGCUGGUGCUGCUGCAGGAGCUCGAGAGACAGAGAGAAGAGGAGAAGCAGUUGGAGAUGAAGCUGAAGCAGGAGGUGGAGAAGGUGAAGGAGAUGGAGAGAUUGCGGGAGGAGGAGAAGAAGAGACAGGAAAUGCAGCAGCGAUGGCUACAGGAAGAGCAGCAGAAAAUGAAGCUGGAGAAGCAGAAGAAUCGCUCCAAGUCACCGGAGACUGGCGACGCUGGUGACGGCACUGCGGGGUCUGCAGGAAAAGGUGAGAUCCAUGGCGCUGUCAAGAGGCUGCUCGACGUUUACGUCUCAUGGGAGCGAGUGGUGCUCGAUGCAGGUGCAGCGAUCUAUCGCCAGUUGGUGCUGCCGGUCGUGGCGAUCUUGGGGUUCUUCGUCGUGCUGACGGUUGUCAUCGCGCGGUAUCACGCCAUGAAGCAGGCGCGGCGCAACCGGCGAGUGUUGUACUCUGGAUACCCCAAGACGUAUCGUUCCAAGACAAAGCAGGAAGCAAAGGGCGUGCCAAGUGAAAGCGGCGAUCUACGCCCUCGAUAUCGCCCUGCAGCUCCCCGCCGAGACCCAAACGAUUUUAUUGGAAACUAA
Phytophthora sojae is the source of this 954-nucleotide messenger RNA. RefSeq lists its product as hypothetical. Lineage: Eukaryota; Oomycota; Peronosporomycetes; Peronosporales; Peronosporaceae. The record is from RefSeq and is a predicted model, not a curated record. The transcript is spliced from 2 exons. Bases 1 to 954 code for a protein of 317 amino acids.